This is a messenger RNA of Oxyura jamaicensis (ruddy duck), 4640 nucleotides long. It is a transcript of the gene GRK7, whose product is annotated as G protein-coupled receptor kinase 7. Gene Ontology annotation, cellular component: cytoplasm. Gene Ontology annotation, molecular function: rhodopsin kinase activity; ATP binding. Gene Ontology annotation, biological process: regulation of signal transduction; signal transduction; protein phosphorylation. The record is from RefSeq and is a predicted model, not a curated record. The transcript has 4 exons. Lineage: Eukaryota; Metazoa; Chordata; Aves; Anseriformes; Anatidae. The coding region runs from base 1942 to 3597 and encodes 551 amino acids.
UUGAAGCUGUGAAUGUGGCAUGCUUAUACAGGUACCGUAAACAUUGAGUAAUUUCAUGACUUGCUUAGAUAAGACUUUAUCUCUAGCUGGUACAGGCUUGAGUUCCCCCUUAGGGCCCCAGUCACCAGCCCUUCGUACUGCUACUCGGAAUUUGAGCUACGGUGGCAUUUUGCUGCAUGUGAAAAAGAUGCUGCUGAAUGUUAGGGCCUGAAAUUAGGGCCUCCUCUCCUUUUUUGUUCUGAGGCUGUUAUGGGAAUAUGUUGCUGGGGACACCAUUUUCAGAACUACAGGUACUUCUUCCGUUGACAUUUCUGCAGUCUUCCUUCCUCUGCUGGCUGCAUCAUUCAGCCGUUUAUGUAACCUUCUCGUGCCCCGUGCUUGCAUGCACCUGGCCGAAUUAGAGACUGCUGUAGCAAGCAAGGCUUUCAGACGUUCUGCUUUAGAGCACACCGCCUUCUCACACAGGGUUUGCAAUGGAUGGGCCUGUCAGUCAUCGCUAGAAAAGCUCUCACACAUUUGGUAGAAUAUAACCAUAAGGCAUAUGUGAAAUGUAUUCAAUGCAGAUGGGAUUAAGCAUAUAAAAGCAAAAUAUUUUGUACUAGUAGAGUGACAAAAAGCAAUCAAGAAGGGCUUAUCGCUAACAUCAAGGAGUCUGAGAAGUGCCUAUUGUUACUCCUAAUGUUUAGCGUUUGUGAUUCAGCACUUCUACUUGUUUUGGUUAAGAGAGUGGGGAAAAAAAAAAAAAAAAAAAAAAAGGAAAGUGUCUUUGCAUAGCUUGACCCGAUUGCUACUGGAGAAAUCAUGGAGCUGUUUACCUUUCCCAUAAUAUCUUCCUUAAAUAGGAAGACAGUUUUUAGAGGCCAAACCACAUGACUCCACAGCAGAAGAGUGCUAAGCCUAGUGAGCACUGCAUAGGAUACUUACUAUUUUGGAAGAAAUGGGGCUCAUACUUCCCGGUAGGCAGCCCACUGAGUGAAGUCAGGUGGAUUUUGGCUUCACUUGAUUAUAAUCGGCUUUGUCCUGUUGUUGAUGCUACCUCAGCCAUACACCAUUGCCACCUUGUCAUCCUGCCACUCAUGGCCAUAAUACCAGCUCAGAAGGGAAAAUGAAGAGAGGCCAUGGUAUGGUGUGGAAGUGUCUUGGCAAGAUUUGGUCAGUCAUUUGAAAUGUGUUUUUCCUCUUCCUGGGGGCUGGAGCUGAGGUCAGAGCUCUGUGCUGUUUCAUACGUAGGGAUCAUUAUUUUUAGAGCAGCAGCAGUUCUUAGCCUCUGCAUGUAAUCUGCUUUCUGUUCCUUCAGAUGGAGCUGUGUGAGGCGUCAAGGUUUGCAUGAACUAUCUGUGGAGCUCAGAGUCACUGCUGUUGAGUAUAACUUGAGUUUUGGAAGUGUGGAUGCUCAAAGCACUGAGUAGUGUGAAAAUUAAAAGCUCAAUGACUGCUGGUGUUCACCAUGUCAAGAGCAAGGGAGUUAAAAAGCUGUUCUCUUACCUGUGAGCAGUGUGCCACUGGGACUGGCAAGUGCUUGUGGUAGAGACAAAUCUUGCAUGUUCUCAGCAGCCAGUGACAGUGUGUACAGAGGGGAUAACGGUACAUUUAAAGGGUGUCAGGGCUCAUUCAUGAAACAUCAACUGAACUGCAUUUGCUUGGUGCUGCCAGUGAGAAGGUUUGCCUAGGGUGUCAUCCCUCAGCUAUAGAUAGCAAACUCAAAGCUCCUUACAGAGAAACCUCUUACCAGUCACUUUCCACAAAUGGUGCAUGUACCCAAAGGUACUUAGUGAAAAUCCUUGAGAGGUAUUUAAUGCAAAAGCAGUUAGUCUCUCUGGUGUGUUUCAGAAGCCCCCACACACCACUGGCAGGGAGAGGUGCAGGGCAGCAUCAGCACAGCACUUGGGCCAGUUCCUUGUUUUCUCUAACCAGGCUCUGCCACCCCAAGAGCUUGCCAAGAUGUGUGACAUGGGGGGACUUGACAACCUGAUUGCCAACACAGCCUAUCUGCAGGCCAGGAAGAGUGGAGAUGGAGACACCAAGGAGAUGCAAAAGAGACGUAAGAGCCUCUCGCUGCCCAAGGUUGAUCAGUGCGGAGAGGUUAGGCAGUCCAUUGCUGCUGAUUAUGAGAGCAUCUGUGAGCAGCAGCCCAUCGGCAAGAGAUUCUUCAGAGACUUCUUAGAGACGGUGCCGGAACAUUUGGUAGCAAGGGACUUCCUAGAUGAGGUGUCAAACUGGGAGUUGGCAGAAGACAAUGUCAAGAGCAGUACCAUGGAGAACAUGAUCACUAACUUUCUUAAGACAGGCGCCAAAAACUAUCUGGCUUUCAUGAGCUCUGACUUGGUCAGCAAAUGCCAGGCAGCCACUGAGAAAGACUAUGAGAAUGUUGUCCAGCUGGCCAAGGAGGAAACCAAACUCUUCCUUCAAGGCAAGCCCUUUCAGGACUUCCAGAGCAGCCCCUUCUAUGACAAAUUCCUCCAAUGGAAAGUUUUUGAGAAGCAGCCAGUAACUGAUAAAUACUUCUAUGAGUUCCGAGUGCUGGGCAAAGGUGGCUUCGGAGAGGUUUGUGCCAUCCAGGUGAAAAAUACUGGCAAGAUGUAUGCCUGCAAGAAACUGGAUAAGAAAAGGUUGAAAAAGAAAGGUGGAGAGAAGAUGGCACUACUGGAGAAAGAAAUCCUGGAGAAGGUCAACAGCCCUUUCAUAGUCACAUUAGCUUAUGCCUUUGAGAGCAAAAGCCAUCUGUGUCUUGUCAUGAGCCUCAUGAAUGGAGGGGAUCUGAAAUACCACAUCUACAACGUGGGAGAAAGGGGUUUAGAAAUGAACAGGGUAAUCUAUUACUCAGCUCAGAUCACCUGUGGGAUUCUGCAUCUCCACUCCAUCAAGAUCAUAUACCGGGACAUGAAGCCAGAAAAUGUCCUCCUGGAUGAUAACGGUAACUGCAGACUCUCUGAUCUUGGAUUGGCAGUGCAAGUAAAAGAGGGAAAAACCAUCACUCAAAGGGCUGGGACAAAUGGUUAUAUGGCUCCAGAAAUCCUGAAGGAAGAAAAUUACAGCUAUCCUGUGGACUGGUUUGCUAUGGGAUGUAGCAUUUAUGAGAUGAUUGCUGGGCGAACACCAUUCAAGGAUUUCAAAGAAAAGGUCGGUAAGGAUGAGGUUAAAAGAAGAACUCUGGAAGAUGAGGUGAAAUUUGAACAUGCCAGCUUUACAGAGGAAGCAAAAGAUAUUUGCCGACUGUUUUUGGCUAAGAAAACAGAGGAUCGUUUAGGAAGCAGAAAUGAAGAUGAUGACCCAAGAAAACAUAGCUUCUUCAAAACAAUAAAUUUCCACAGGCUAGAGGCAAACCUUAUUGACCCUCCAUUUGUGCCAGAUCCAUCUGUUGUCUAUGCCAAAGAUGUUGCAGACAUUGCUGACUUCUCUGAAGUACGAGGAAUUGAGUUUGAUGACAAAGAUAAGAAAUUCUUCAAAAAGUUUGCGACAGGUGCUGUCCCUAUACCCUGGCAGGAAGAAAUUAUUGAAACUGGACUGUUUGAAGAACUGAAUGAUCCCAACAGAGUAGAUUCUGGAGGUUAUGCAAAUGGCGGUGAAGCUAAGUCAGGAGUUUGUUUGUUGUUAUAAAUAACAGGUCAUUAACAAAAAGAGUAGAAACCACCUCAGAACUUUCCAUAUUCUGACACACUGUCAGAAGCUCAGUGCAUCUGUUUAAGAAGAACCAAUCAGUGUAAUGUGACAUUGACAAGCUAUGUAGACCACCAGCUUUAUAGACUAUAUUAUUUUCCUUUGCUUUAGCAAAGGGGAUAUCCUUUGUUUUAGCAAAGGGGAUAUUUUUGUUUUAUUGGAGACUUACCAAAAUGAAGAACCGUAUUUGUCUAAAAACACUUAGAAUGAUAGAAAUUCUGAAAUACCGAAAGCAAUAAUAGAGUGAAGAGGCAACCCCUUUUGAAAAUGACUGACUGUUCCAUUUUGGAUACAAUCAUUUAUUGGUUUUCUUUCUAUUUUCUUGUUAUUUCUACUAAUGUUUUCUCUUUGUUGUAAAGUUUUCAGGACAGAUUUUUUUAAUUUUCAAGGAAUAUUCUCAGUUAGACAAUGGAGCUCAUAAACCAUGUCAAACUUGGAAUCUUAUUGUCUUGCCAGUCUGUCUGUAGUUGUCUUAAUUUCUGUUAGUUUUUAAAUGGUUUGAUUGUCAUAAAAUGUAAAAGAAGGCUCUACAGAUCACUAGGAAAUGGGACUUCCAGGAUCAAACUCUUCUUAAAGCUGAUUUUAACAAAGUGAAGAUAAGAUUGCACCAAUUUAAUUGAAUAAAACAUCUAUUUAUUAUUAUUAUUGUUUUAAGUCGUAAUACCAUAUACAAAGAAAAUGUAUUUAUAAGUGAAUACGCAUUCUUUUUGACAAUCAAUUUCAACCUUUUUCAGGUUUCCUGAUAGUAUUUCUGUAUUUGGGUGAUAAAUUAAACUGUAAAUAGACUAAAGCAAUUUGUAACUGGCUUUUUAUAAUAAAUAUAUUUUAGUAUAAUAUUAAUUCAGUCACAAAUACAAAAUAUAUUCACGCAAGUUGACACCUACAACGGUUCACUGAUUCUCAUGCAAAUUUUGAUGCAUCUGUUUGAUUUUUCGGUUUUAUGACAACCUAAAAUGAAUUAAUUAAAAGCAUUUUUGCAAAUA